CGCGAAUAUUCAGCCAUCUAUUGGCCAGAAUUGGCUAAUUCCGUUGGAAAAAACCAUGUGUUCAAUUUAUGAACUGAACACAUACACGAAUUUGAAUCGAUAAAAUGACUAAAAUUAAUAACACAAUUAAUUCGAAAAAUUCACCUCGUAAAAUUAAGCAGUUAAUUAAGAAAUUUCGCACACGAAAAAGACAUCGAAUGCUAUUUCGUCGGAAUCAAAAUAACCAAUCGUUUCAAGAUUUUAACGUUGAAGAAAGUACAGAUGAUUCACCUGUAAACACUGAAGGUUUGGUAGUUUAUCCUACGGCUAAACCUGAUAUCAAAUAUAUUUUGAUAACCGAUGUACAAUCAUCAUUUGAAUUACAGUCCGAUCUUUGUGGCCAUCUAUCAUUGAUACCACUCAAUAAUUGGAGCUUUUAUUGUGAAGGAUAUCUGGCCAAAGCCGGUGAAACUAUAACUGUUUCCACAUGUUUUCGAAACCGAAUGUUCAUUCGUUUCACUGACCUUAAAGACUUUAGCGAAAAUAAAAACAUCAAUUCAAUUGAUCUUGAUGAAUUUGAUUUUCUUGAACAACACCUCCCAAAAGUUUUGAAUGGAGAAUAUAUUUUGUUGAAAUUCGAAUCGUCUCCAAAGUCAAUGGCCAAAUAUAGACUUGUACUUGAAUAUCUUUCGAAAUCAUCUAAUGAAAAAGCCAGACAAAUCUGUCGAAAAAAAUUAUCAACAAUCAGAAACAAAAAUUGUAUGAAUAUUUUGUCAAAAAUAUCCGAUAUCGAUUUCGAAAAAUUUGCAUUACAUGUUUGUAAAAUUUUCUAUACUCUUGAAAUCAGUGCUGAAGACGUAAUCUUAGUGUAUGGUCCGGGUAAUUCUGGUAAAACAUCAUUGCUUCAUCAUCUUAUAAAUCAUUAUGUAAAUGUUAAUAAACAACCGGUUGCAUAUCUAGAAUGUGAUCCUGGACAACCGGAAUUUGCUCCAUGUGGAAUACUUAGCCUGGUUGAGAUUACUAAAAAAAUAUCAAAUGCACUUGGCGAUAAAUUUCUAUUUGAUGAAAAUUAUGUUCUAAAUGAUGAUGAACAAAUUAUAUCAAAAAUAUUCGGAACAAUUACACCAUCGGGCGAUUCUUUUGAAUAUAUUUCUUUAAUUUCUCAACUUUAUCAAUCGUAUCGACAAAUGAAUGUAAAGAAAAAACGACCAUUAUUUAUUAAUACGAUGGGUUGGAUCGAGGAACUUGGUCUGGAAUUAUUGACAAAUAUUAUUUCUAUAGUACGACCUACUCACAUAAUUCGAAUCGAGAAUGAUUUCCCAUUAUUAUCCUUUUCCGAUUCAGCUAUGAUAAACAUCCAAAAUCGAAACGAGCUAAAGCAAAUAUUAGAUCAGCGCGAGUUUCAAGAUCUAUCACAAUUGACAGAAAUCAAAAAUUCAAUUGGCUAUCAAUUAUGGGUCACUUCGUUUCCGCUUAUUUCGAAUUUUAAGCCAUCAAUAUUCAGUGUUUCAUAUUUACGACGUGAAAUCAAUCAACUUUUAUAUCUUUGUUCGAAUUUAUGGCCAAAAAUCUCAUUCAAACCAUUCUAUUCAUUACAACCAAUUCAGAUUCCUUUGAAAAAUCUUUAUCUACAUUUCACAAACUAUCCAUCCAGACUACCGAAAUCUAUUUACAAUCUUUUGAAUGUUUCCUGGGUGUUUUUAGGAAGUCUGGAUCCUAACGAUGUAGAUGAAAACACAAACUGUAUUUCGUUAUCAACAGAAGAACCAUUCAAUAUUCAGCAAGCAGAAGUAUUAUUGGAUCAAAAAAAUAACGGCAAUACGGCAAUAAAAAAUUUAAACAGACAAAAAUCUUCAUUAGACAAAAACAUUAAAUUAUUACAACAAUUGCCAAAAAGUUGUAAAUGUUUUGGCUGUGGUAUCAUACGAAAUGUCGAUACAGUUCAUUCAUCAAUCUUUGUGACAACAUCAUCUAUGUCACAUUUUCUCGCCAAAUUUAAUGCAGAAAAAAAGAUUAAUUUUUUAGUCAUACCGAAUCUGAUUCCAAUACCACCCGGUUUAUUGGUUGAACAAUUUCUAUAUCAAGAUUCCUGUCAUAUACCAUAUGCAUAUAUUCGUAGUUAAUUGAAGUUUUCAUCAUUUUUUUAAAUAAAAUAAAAAAAAUCAAUCUAUGGACAUUCAA
Dermatophagoides pteronyssinus (European house dust mite) is the source of this 2160-nucleotide messenger RNA. RefSeq lists its product as uncharacterized. Gene Ontology annotation, molecular function: polynucleotide 5'-hydroxyl-kinase activity. Gene Ontology annotation, cellular component: nucleus. NCBI's taxonomy places the organism in Eukaryota, Metazoa, Arthropoda, Arachnida, Sarcoptiformes, Pyroglyphidae. Gene Ontology annotation, biological process: cleavage in ITS2 between 5.8S rRNA and LSU-rRNA of tricistronic rRNA transcript (SSU-rRNA, 5.8S rRNA, LSU-rRNA). The record is from RefSeq and is a predicted model, not a curated record.